Dioscorea cayenensis subsp. rotundata (Guinea yam) is the source of this 670-nucleotide messenger RNA. Its product is annotated as biotin carboxyl carrier protein of acetyl-CoA carboxylase-like. The transcript is spliced from 6 exons. The record is from RefSeq and is a predicted model, not a curated record. NCBI's taxonomy places the organism in Eukaryota, Viridiplantae, Streptophyta, Magnoliopsida, Dioscoreales, Dioscoreaceae. Bases 41 to 670 code for a protein of 209 amino acids.
CAAGACUUCUUUCUUGGGUCAGAGUCUCAGAUCCUCAAACAUGAACAAGAGAAUGCCACUUUUGCCUUAUGUAAAGGCCUCUGAAGCUGCAUCAGAAGUGGCAUCUGACACAGAUUCUUUAACCAAGUCUGAACAUAGUUCAUCAACUGGGGAGAAUGUACAGAAAUCAGCCUUUCCUAAUGGAUUUGAGAGGUUGAUCUUGGAAUUAUGUGAUGAAACCACAGUCGCUGAGCUAAAAUUAAAGAUUGGAGGCUUUGAGAUGUAUGUGCGGAGGGACAUAUCUUCUUCAAUUGCUCAAAUUCCCACUAUUCCUCCAAAUGCCCUGCCUAUUCAAGCACCGCCAAUUCCAAGCAAACCAAUGUCUGAAUUAGGUCCUCUUGCACCACCAGCUGUGCCACAGAAACCGCCCCGUACACCUUCAAGUCCAUUCAUAAAUGUCCCAUCUGCAAAAGAUGCAAAGUUGGCUGCAUUGGAGGACUCUGGAGCGAAAACAUAUGUUAUAGUCGCUUCUCCUACAGUUGGUUCUUUCCAGAGGGCAAGGACAUUGAAAGGGAAAAGGCAACCUCCAAGCUGUAAAGAGGGAGAUAUGAUCAAAGAAGGGCAGGUCAUUGGCUACUUGAUCAGUUUGGCAAACGAAUUACCAAUCAGAGUAAGUCGCUUUUCCUUUUAA